Messenger RNA from Aureococcus anophagefferens, 153 nucleotides. RefSeq lists its product as hypothetical. The record is from RefSeq and is a predicted model, not a curated record. Gene Ontology annotation, biological process: ubiquitin-dependent protein catabolic process. The transcript has a single exon. The annotation marks the transcript as partial. Lineage: Eukaryota; Pelagophyceae; Pelagomonadales; Pelagomonadaceae. Gene Ontology annotation, cellular component: proteasome core complex, alpha-subunit complex.
AUGUUCCGCUCCCAGUACGACACGGACGUGACGGUGUGGAGCCCCCAGGGUCGCCUCCUCCAGGUCGAGUACGCCAUGGAGGCCGUCAAGCAGGGGUCCGCGUGCCUCGGCAUCGUCGGCGAGGGCUGCGUCGUGCUGGCCGCCCUCAAGCGC